Molecule: messenger RNA, 3720 nt
Organism: Penicillium odoratum
Lineage: Eukaryota; Fungi; Ascomycota; Eurotiomycetes; Eurotiales; Aspergillaceae
Exons: 3
Coding region: 1-3720 (1239 amino acids)
Biological process (GO): phosphorylation; phosphorelay signal transduction system
Molecular function (GO): phosphorelay sensor kinase activity; protein binding
Source: RefSeq, a predicted model, not a curated record
AUGGCACAUCCAAGAUCUCGAACACCGCGUCAGCAUCAGCAUCCUGGUAGCUUUGGGACAUACAGGGAGCGAGAGUUCUUUAGAUACCUACCUCCGUACCAUCUCCAAACCCAUCCUAUACCUCAUAUCGAUCGGGACACUCCAUCUACGUUUGCCGCUCGAUCUUCGUGGGACCCCGCUCUGACCUCCUUCGCCCAGUUGGGCACUUUACGCCUGCACGCCAAACGAACGUUGAUUUCACUAUUUGGUCGAAACGAGCAGGUUGUUCUCGCCGAGGCUACUCAGACACUGAAAAUUCAGGAUGAUGACAGCGAAGAUGCUCGCCAGGGAUUGUGGAUUGGAUGCUGCACCAUGUCCUACGAGCGUAGCCUCUGCAAAUUCUUGAUGAAUAAUUCGCAGGCUAUUGAGAAACCUCAACCGCUUGUUGUGACCAACAUGACCCUACAUGAAGAUUUCAAGAACCACCCGGAUGUGACGAAUGAUCCUCAUAUACGCUUCAUGGCAUGCAGCCCGAUUAUCAGUCCCAAAGGAAUUGUGAUUGGCGCUUACACAGUUUUGGACGAUAAACCGCACGAACCUUUGGAUGCCAACUCUAUAAAAUUCCUGAACGAUAUCGCACACACGGUUAUGGAUCACUUGGUCGCGAAGCGGUCUCUACAUGAACAUCUUCGAGGUGAGCGCAUGAUAGUUGGAUUGGGAAGUUUUCUGGAGGGCAAAGGUUCUUUGCGUAAUUCUUGGAUCAACGCGAAUGAGAGUAUUCUGACGCCGUCCCCGGGCGAAGACACUGAGAUGGAGGGCCAUGUCAAUCAACAGCAGCAGCAGAAACAAAUUUCCGAACAUGCAACCCCGAUCGCGAGAUACAACGAUGGCCAAGGCUUUCGACCGUUCCGCCCACAGAAUUUUAACACCAAAAAGGCCGGGAAAACCCCAACUCAAAUAAACCAGGAGAGGGAAAUGGCCACUCCAGAUGCCAACGCAAGAGACUACUUCUAUGCUCGGCCCCGGAAUAGACGUGCAUCUCAUACGACUACGCACAGGGAUCCGCUCAAGAAGCCCCCGAGGGAUAGCUAUGCUUCCAAAGUAAAGGAAACAUUUUCCCGUGCGGCCAAUAUCAUUCGCGAGAGUAUCGAGGUUGAAGCUGUCGUUUUCUUCGACGCCAACUUCGGCUCUCGAGACGCGUUGGUCAAUACAUCCACUUUCGAUUCAGAGAGUGGCGGGAGCAGUAUGGAGAGUAACUCCUCAAGUGAGGAGGAAGCCAAGCGGCGUGGAACCCCCACGCAGCAAGAUAUAUCCAGCGAACCGCAAAUAGAGCAUUGCGGAACAUCCACAAAGAACCCAUGCAAGCUGCUCGGAUUCGCAACUUCAGACGCUGCCAGCGUAAGCAUGGACUAUAUGUUCGACAAAAAAGUUGCCAUAUCCGAGAACUUUCUCGGGCAGCUUUCGCGUCGAUACCCUCGGGGCAAAAUCUUCAAUUUUGGCGAAGAUGGAAGAUUAUCUUCCAGUGAAACCAGUGACCGUGGCACUUCAUCCAGUGGUGGCAAGAAAUUUAAGAGAACUAGGAGGGCAUUCAUACGGCAGGAUGCUGUGACACUCUUGCAGCUUGCUCCCGCUGCCCGAAGCAUUGUUUUCUCGCCAUUGUGGGAUUCUCACAAAGGGAGAUGGUAUUCUGGUUGUCUGACGUGGACGAGAGCUCCUCAUCGUGUUCUAACCUCCCAGGAUGAGUUAGCUUUCUUAUUCGCGGUUGGGCAUAGUGUCAUGGCGGAAGUUCAUCGACUCGGCGCUGUUUUGAUAGAGCGAGCGAAGUCGGAUUUGUUGGCCGGAAUCAGUCAUGAACUUCGCUCGCCCCUUCAUGGGAUCUUUGGAACUGUCGAUAUCUUGAAUGAUACCGUCAUGGAUGUCCUACAGCGUGGAUUGGUACAUACGAUAUCAUCUUGUGCCUUCACACUCCUUGGCUCCAUAGACCAACUUCUUGAAUAUGCUAGCAUCAACGAUGUUCGUGCAAGACCUAGCAAAUUUGAAGCCCAAACUGCCCCCAAUGCUGUUGCUCGACAGAGUUCACCGCUCGAUAAGGAUUCUAUUGUUCAACUGGAUGCUGUUGUGGAAGAUGCAAUUGAAACGGUCUUUGCAGGCUAUUCUUUUUUCAAGAGUCCGAAUAGCCCGUUAUGGACUGCUGCCCACACGCAGAAUCCCUUCGGCUUCAAGGGUGGAGUUAAAGUCAUUCUUGACAUUGACAGUGCCCAAAACCUGAAAUUUGCAACCCGCCCCGGAGCAUGGCAUGUGAUUUUGACGAACUUCUUCGGAAAUGCCUUGAAGUUCACUGAUGAAGGCUUCAUUUAUGUUUCUUUAAAGGCUAUUCCAAUGAAGUUUAAGUCCGAUGGCCAAGCCACGCAAUCAAAGGUCACAUUGUGCAUCAAGGACACUGGGUGCGGCAUGGAAGAAGAAUUCCUCAGGAGCGAAUUGUUUACCGCCUUUUCUAAAGAAGACAGAUUGUCACCAGGUAAUGGUUUAGGGAUCAACAUCGUGAACCGGAUCGUAUCAUCUCUCGGUGGCGAGAUCGAGAUCAGCUCUCAGAAAGGCGUCGGUACGGAGGUUGUGACAACAGUGACCCUUGACCAUAUUCCAGAACGGACGUCUCACCGCAGUUUGAAUGAUGUCCCGUUUCCUUUGUCCACGAGGAAUCUCGUGAAGCAGAAAACUAUCGGGAUUUUGCUCCACACAUCCUCCGAUGGGGAUGCGGCCUUGCUGUCAUCCAUACACAAGUUAUGCCAAAACUGGUUCCAAAUGAAAGUCGAAUUGGUUGAGCCAUCGAGCAUGAAUGUUAGCCAAUACGACUUCUAUAUUUCCCUCCAUCAAUCUUCGGCUGCAGGGAUUCAUGAGAUGCUACCAAUUCGCCCUCGGUCCAACAAGCAAUUGCCCCCGCCUGUCAUCAUCAUCUGCUCCUCUCCAAGGAUUGCGCACACCUUGGCAUCCCAGGAUCGAAGGGAACCCGGGGUCUUCGAGUUCAUCAGCCAGCCAUGUGGACCUCACAAAUUGGCAAAAACAUUGGAAAGUUGCCUUCAACGCCAGCAGCUACGCCGUGACUCACUACUCGGCAAGCGAAGAGGAUCUUCAGUCUCACAGCCCGAGGAUCUCGAUCAUCAUUUGAACGGACGAUCAAAGAGGGAUUCAAUCCCAAUACGCAAUGCAGACCCGAUUCCACCCCUGGGGCCGCUACAAAUGCCCAGCGAAGCCUUCGCCGAGCCUCUCGUGACACCUGUUUUGUCUGUACCUGCAGGUAUGGACUUGGACUUUCAACCUGAAGAUUAUCUGGCAGUCCACCCACAAGUCAUCCUCCCCAGAACCAUCCUCCUCGCGGAUGACAAUGAGAUCAAUCUCAAGAUUCUGGUAGCGUUUAUGAAUAAGCUAGGGUACAAUUAUUGCAUCGCACACAAUGGACAAGAAGCCCUUGACACCUUCAGAAAGAAUGCACGCAACAUUGAAAUCAUUCUCAUGGAUAUCUCAAUGCCCAUCAUGGAUGGCAUCGAAGCCACCCGGCGCAUCCGUGAAUUUGAAAAGACUCUUGAGGAUAAGCAACGCACCAUGAUUCUAGCCUUGACUGGCGUUGCGCAAGCCGAAACGGAACGAGAUGCCAUUGGGUCUGGUAUGGAUGCAUUUCUGACCAAACCUGCACGAUUGAAUGCUCUACGACCAAUAAUUAAGGACAGAAUGCCUCAGACAUGA